UGAGUCGAAUUCGGUGUCUGUCCUUCAGUCGCAUUGACUAAAGAAAGGCGGAAGGAAGGUCAUACGGAGAAAUAAGGACAUCGAAGCAUGGCAUCAUCAUCAUCAUCAUCUUAGACUGACUGACUGACCGUGUGUGUAUGUGUGAGCAACUCUGCAUCACCAUCAUCGUCAUCAUCACAUGUGUAGUAUUUGUUGUGGGUGGUAUCAGUGGUGUUGCCUCCAAACGCACAGCUCCUUAUAACAAACACGCUUGACAAAAACAUUGCUGGGGUGUUGCAAUCAUUUUGCUCCUCUGGUUUCGGAAGUGAUGUUUCUCGACCAUGUCUUGAGCCAAACGACGAUCACGACGACGAGGACGACGAAGGAGAUAAGCAGGGACAAAGAUCAUUUCAUCCUCUCUUUAAGAGUGUCUUUCAAGUGAGACCGUUCCCACCCAACUCAAAGUGGACGACAAAUAAGUGAAAUAACCAGAUUAGGCCAAGCCCGAGUGAACCGUUAGUCCAUUAAAGUGUGUCCAUGCAUGAAUGUCUUCGUUGGUGUUCUGAGAUGACUCUAUUGGUGAGGAAAGGACCGCCAAGGCCAAUGUUGUUCCACCACAAUCUUGGCUCCCAGGGUCAGUUUCCGUUGACAAGUGCAUCCAAGCUCGAGAACAGAGCGAUUUGAGGCAUGCAAGCAUGAAAAGAAGUCAUCCAUCAUCGAGCAUGGUGGGAUCUCUCACCAAAGUUUGGCACUUCAUCUCGGGAAUAACGAUGGUUUUGAUGAUUCUUCACGAUGCGUCCACGGAGGGGCUAGCAUCAUCACCCAAGCAAACCAUAUAUCCAUUGGUUGGCUCUCAAGAAAAUGCCGAAGAUGAGACAGUUUCUGAAACUGUCAUUGGUGUGAUUGGUUACCGAACCGAAUUGGAAUGCGAUAUCCAACCCACGACGACCAAUGACCAGCUCCUUCUUGUUCUGUGGUACAAGACCGGUUACAACUCUCCGAUUUACACAUAUGACGCUCGUGGGGCCUCCUCCCUGAGUAUGGCCACUCAUUAUUCUGAUGAGAAAGUGUUUGGAAAUCGUGCUGUUUUGAAAGUCCCUCCAGGCGGAGGGAUUUCAGGCAAUAAAGUCCUUGAUCCCGAGAACGGCCUCAUGGCCAAACUUGUGGUGCAUGAGCUCAGAUUGGAAGACGAAGGAGUUUAUAAGUGUCGGACGGAUUUCAAAAAGUCUCCCACCAAAAACUACAGAAUGACCUUGAGCAUCAUGGUACCCCCCAUGAAACCAGUGAUCCACGACAAGAAUGGGCGCAAGCUCACUACGAAAUUGGGGCCAUUCAAAUUGGGCGAGGAGGUUGUCGCCACUUGCACCACAUGGGGCGGGUCUCCAUUUCCUCGCUUGACUUGGUGGCGCGAGCACACCCUCGUGGAUGAUUCGUACGAGGUGAUCAAUGGGAAAACUACCAACUCUCUGCAUCUCCACGGUGUCCAAAGGAACGACCUCAAUCAAGUGUUUACUUGUCAAGCCGUUAAUAACAAUCAGAGCAUUCCCGUGUCCACCUCGCUCCGACUGGACAUUCUUUUUCCACCUUUGACCAUUAGCAUUUUGCGAGACCGUGACCUGGCUUUCUCAGCAGGUCGAGAAGAGGCAAUUCAUUGCCAAUGCAGAGGGUCGCAGCCAGCACCCAUUUUUCGAUGGUUUGUGGGUGAGGUUGAACUCGACUCGUCGGAUAGAGGCAUGACCAUGAGCUUCGAACUGGAAACGGCCACCACGACAGCCAUCCUCCAAUACAUACCCACAGCAGAAGACCAUGGGAAAUAUUUCUCCUGCCGAGCCACCAACGAGUAUUUCCCACAGCACCCGGUUGAAAUCGGUUACAUCAUCAAUGUCCAAUAUACUCCAAGGGCUAUACUUUCAUAUGGACCUUCGCUGAAUCCCAAGAACAUCAAAGAAGGCGACGAUGUCUAUUUCGAAUGUCAUGUCAAAUCGAAUCCGCAUAUCUAUAGCGUGACGUGGAGACACAACGGCAAGUUCGUUGACGAGGAUCUAGCUCGUGGAAUUCUUAUUGGCAAUCAAACCUUGGUCUUGCAAGCCGUAAAGCUUCCUUAUGCGGGCUUGUAUACCUGUGUGGCCUCCAAUGAAGAAGGCGACGGGGAGAGCAACGCUCAAUAUCUCAAUAUUAAAUUUGCUCCUCAGUGCCGGAAAGACCAACGUGUCGUCUAUGGAGCAGCCAGAACGUCGACGGCCUUAGUGUCAUGCUUUGUGGAUGCCAACCCGAAUCCGGAUCAUUUUCGAUGGCAAUUCCAACCCACGCCCAAGAACUCAGAUGGUAUUGGUCGCAAAAGUGUGGGCCUGGUGGAUAUUGAUCGAAACGAUUACACUAUUGAGCACGAUCAUAGUGUGCUCAGCUACAUUCCGGACAAUAGUGAUUAUGGGACAGCUUUUUGUUGGGCUGAGAAUUCAGUUGGUGGUCAAAGGGAGCCGUGUCGGUUCAACCUAGUUCAGGAGAGCCCUCCUGAGCCAUUGCGGAAAUGCCUCUUGAAGAAUGUCACUUGGGAGGAUUUUUCUGUCGAAUGUACGCGUGGUUUUGAUGGAGGCCAUGAGGCUCAAUAUCACAUUGAGAUUUAUGAAGACGGGAAUCAUUUCCUCCACAAUUUGACAAGUCUCGAGCCACGUUUCCGAAUUGUGCAACUCAAACCUGGCCAAUCGUAUGGGCUGCUCCUGUAUGCCUCGAAUGCAUUGGGACUCAGUUCGACCCGCCGAUUGAACGCCUCCACCAUGCUCUUGGGAGACAAGCGAACGGCGGAAACACGCUCUCAAAUGGCAUCGCCUGCCGAGGUCGUGGCUGAGACUGAGUCCGGGCUUGCUCAAGAAGGCCCUGAACGGCACUCAGCCAAUCCAGGCUUAGCCUUACUCCCCAUUGUAGCCAUCCUAGCGGGGGUGGCUGUGGGAUUGACCUCGGUGGCCCUGGGAGUGAUUCUGUUGGUUCACAACAGUCGCUCCGAUGACGUGGUCGAAACGGAUGAGGGGUUCGCCAUUUCGACUGCCACCACGGACAAUGACCCCUAAAAUGGACCGAGUCGAUACGACGCUUUGUAUACCAAGGUCCCACGUGAUGAAGCAAGUCCAAGGGACCGUCAACUCUUGGUUACGGGCGGGCCAUCAACCGAACCACAAUAUUCCACACUUUCACCUACUAUGCUAAGAGAGAUAAGCGGCAAGGGUCAGCCCUAUUCCUUGGCAAUACGCCAACAGACCUUAUCCGACCAAUCCCUUAAAAUGAUGAAUGGAUCAUCCUCUGGACGAGUUGAAUUUUCUGGUCCAGUGGAUUCUAGUCCCAGAGGCCAAUUGUUGAACAGCCCUCGUCCCCAGGAUUAUUGUAAUCCACAGCAUCAUGUUUACUCGUUGAAUCACUUCGAGGACCAAGAUCAGUCUAGCUCAGCCCACGAGCCAGAAUCACCACCACCUGCUUCGUCCCCGGAGUGUCACGGGCUACCCGGCCCAUCCUCCCCAUCCCUGAGAACGGUUCAUUUUCAAUUACAAGCCCGAUUCAACUCUGACUUGACCGAAUCCCCGUUUUCCAAUUCACGCGUGAAAGGUUGUCGUAAGGAGGAGCGUUGCUUUGUCCAUGCUAAUGGAUUGGCUGAAGCAUCGGUUUACGAUGUUGAACCACCGCCUCUUCCACCACCCUCGCAGUAUGCUACAGAUAGUCCAAUAAUGAACACUCAAAAUUAUCCUUACAACAAAAACCAACCAAUGCAACAACAUUUUGUGAGCGACGCUCCAAGUGGAACGCAGGAACCAGUUCUGGAGAAAUCGUUUGUGACGUUUUGUCCGCCGAAUUUGGAAACCAAAUCAUGGGACGUGGUCAACGCUACUCGACUCUGAAACAUCCGCCGAAAAUAUUAUUAGUUUUUUUAUUACUGAACAUUCAAAUCAUCUGUGAUAAAAGAAAAUGAAUACACUCCAGCGCCCUUGAAAUAA
This is a messenger RNA of Tigriopus californicus, 3959 nucleotides long. Its product is annotated as synaptogenesis protein syg-2-like. The transcript is spliced from 15 exons. NCBI's taxonomy places the organism in Eukaryota, Metazoa, Arthropoda, Copepoda, Harpacticoida, Harpacticidae. Bases 675 to 3044 code for a protein of 789 amino acids. Gene Ontology annotation, molecular function: protein binding. The record is from RefSeq and is a predicted model, not a curated record.